CCCACUUUAAAAAAAAUUACAAGGCCUCGUUUAGGUAAUAUGGAUCUGAAUAUUAUAGCCUAGACCUCUUUUCAAACAGACCUUAGCUUCACAUUCCUGGUUAACUCAAAUUUUAUUUUCUAAAUCUUGAUGUUACAUUGUUACAAGCUGCAUGUUUCAACUCAAAGAUGUCUUAUCUAGGACUUCUUCCUGUGUCACUGGUCCUACUGGCUGCAAUCACUAUAGGUGUCUCCUAUGUCAUAGCUGUUGUCAAUCAUGAUGUUAGUACAGUAUUCCCUUAUAUAAGUGACACUGGGUCCAAUAGACCAGAAAGUUGUAUAUUUGGACAGUUCUUAAAUAUAGCAGCGUUCUUAGCUUUCAGUACCAUGUAUGUUCGCUACAAAGCAGUCGAGGCGAUCUCUCAUCGCUCCAAUGAUGACCACAAGUUACGGAGGCUAAAUAAAGUAUCACUUUUCUUCGGUGUAUUGGCAGCACUGGGCGUUUCUAUAGUUGCCAACUUUCAGGAAGGUACCGAUGUUGAAAUAGUGCAUAUCAUCGGUGCUGGGAUGACCUUCAUUCUCGGCGUCUUGUACUGUUUUCUUCAAGCCGCUCUGUCCUUUCACAUGUGUCCUGAUUACAAUGGCCGCUGUAUCUGCACCAUACGACUUGCCAUAAGUCUCAUGUCAUUAGUGGCUCUAUUAUUGACUGUUAUUUCAGCAGCCAUAGCACUAAAUGAAUGGACAUCCAAAACGCAUUCACCAAACAAGUUCAAAUGGCUACCAGAUGAUCCAGGCUAUGCUGCUCACUUGGUUAGUACAGUUGGUGAGUGGGUGACGGCCUUCACGUUUCUUUCAUUCUUCUUCACUUAUGUCCGAGAGUUUGACAAGUUUGAGCUAGAGAUCCGAACACGCCCCCUCGUGACACACUUGGACCAGCGGCUGCAAGAUUCUGACAGAGAGGAAGUGAAUGAAAGAACAAAAUUGUUGAGCUAGAAAUCUUGCCAAAGAUCAUGCCAAUAUUCAUCUGGACAUUUUAAAUUCACCCCAAUUUUUAUGUUUCAUUUCUAUUAAAGUUUAUCUUAUUUCUUUGCAGAUGAGGUAAUAAUUAGAUGUGAAUCUUCCAAUGUAAAGAUUGGUUUAGUGAUUUUUAAGUUUUUUAAAAGUGACUCUGACCUUUUUCUGGUGUUUAAAAUUGGAAAAAAAAAAUGAGGGAAUAUAUUACCGGUGAAAGCCAAAGAUCAUUUUUAGAUUUGUACAUUUGCCAUUUUUAAAGGCAUGGGUUCAAAGAACCUUGCUAUUCUUUAUUUCCUAAACCAUCUUGUUUAAUAGUUUUAUGUAAUUAUUCAAUUGUGUAAAGUUUCUCAUGUAUUUUCUUUUUUUCUUGUUUUUUUAAAAAAACAAUUUUGAAAAUUAAAAUGUAAAAUGACAACGUCAAAGAAUGUGUUCAUUUUAACCCGAGAUCUAGAUGUACGUGUAGGCUGCUGUUCUAAUUUGUUUCUCUGGGGAACUAGAGAAGUAAGAAGCGUCCAAUGGAAUCCACCGGAAGAAAGAAAUGACCAAAUAAUUUUUUUAAAAAGUAAAGUUCCCCUUUCAGACCUUGCGAUCUAUAAGGCAGAUUCUAUAAAUAAACAAAACUAGCCAAUCAUGUCUGUCCUUGUUUCAGUUCCCCUGAAAAAUGUACUUCCUCUUUUUAUCAACUCAAAAUUGAAAGAGUUUUUUUAGCCAAAGAAAAAUUGUUUCAUUUUAUUUAAUCUUAUAAUAUAUAUACAAAAUGUACAUUUUUAUGAAAUAUUUUUGUAGCUCUCUACUUAAAACUAGUCAUUAAGGCUAAACAUUUGACUCAUCAAGUAGGAAUGUACUUGUAGCUUGAGGCAGAUUUAAAAAGUUGACAUAAAACAGGUCCAACAUUUUGGACAUCCCUUAGUCUUGUUGAACCAUUGGGGGCACGACACAUGAAUAUUUUUCAGGUUUUACCAAAAUAUGUCAGUAUAAAAACCUGGCCUCAAUCUUUUCAAUGACAUUGCACUAGACAUUGUGCAACAUGAACAGUGGUUUUCAUCUAUUUUUCAAACCAGCUAUUGAGAAAUUGUUUCUCCAGCUUAUCAUUUACAUUGACAUUUAUUGAGCUUCUAUUUAAAAUGACUGCUGCUUUAAUGUUAUCGUUGGCUGUGAUGUUUAUUAUGUAUUACAAAUAGCUUUGAACAAGCAUCCAUGAACAGUAGCGUCCAGUUUCUGAGUGUUCAGUCAUAACUCAUUCUUUUUUUCACAAUUUCAUAUCCUGAUGCCAUUAUUUUACAUCUGUAUUCUUAUUUAUUUAAAAAAAUAAACUUAUUUUCCUUAUAAAACACUUUUUAAGCACACAUCUUUUACCUGUUGUGUAGUAAGUGCUUCAGACUGUUGUCCCUAGUUCAAAACUUGCCAUCUGCCUUGCUGUCCUGCAGGAUGUUAAGGCUAGGACAUAAUAAUCUUCAUUUUUGAAGGAAUGUCCUAAAUUGUUAAAACAAAAACAGGAAGUCGCAAGUUGUGAUAAAGUUGAGGAAUUUCCAUUUUAGGUUUUGAACUUCUGUAAGAAAAAUAAAACAUCUUUUGGUCUGUUUAUUUUUUUAACAGAUAUUUAGGGUAUCAAUUCAGUAUUUUGUUUCGUCAUGUUACCAUUGUUUUUACAACGCCAGUUAAGCUUCAAAUGUAUUGCUGCUUAUAAUAGUCUGCAUCAAGAUUGAUUUUUGACGCCAAUUACUGAAAAUGUCCACAUUCCAGCGUAGUUAAGUGAGAGCUACCAACUUUUUCUUUUCAAACGCAAAUUAAACAAAAAAAACUAAUUUUUAAAAGUUCCCCUUUCGGACCUUGCAAUCUAUAGGGCAGAUGAUGUAUAAUUCUGUACUGUGGCCCAUGAUUAACUUAUAGAUAUCCAUAAACCAUGAGUUAUUUAUAUUUUUAUUGCCUGGUGUUAAAAUUUUCUAACAUAGAUUUAUAUUAAUUCUCUUAUUUCAUUUGUUAUCAGGCAUGAUAGCCCCAAAGUGAUUGUGACCUAUAUAUUUUGUCAACAAACACAUUGGCUACGCUGUUUGACUAUUUAUUAUUUUGUUCAAAUUUGUAUUUUUCAUGUACCAUGUAGACUUAUAUCAUUUGAAACCAAAAAAAAGGUUCCGGCUGCUACAAGAUUUUGUCAAUCCUUGCGUUAUGUUAUUUGGAGUGAGUACUAAUUACUGCUUGCUCAUUAAUUCAGACUAUAAACAACUUUUUGAGCAGCAGUGUCAGUGACAAAAUAUUUCAUUUAAUAUAAUCCAGGUUGUUUAGCUUAUAGGACUCUGUGACUGGGCAGUUUAGCUAAAGGUUUGUUACCUUUUAAGAUUUUAAGGCUACUCCGGUGUAUUAAAUCUUGAAGGGUGUCGAUAUCAUAGUUGCUUUUUUUUUUUAUGUUUGUGUAACACAUGAGAAUGUGUUCACAACAUUGUUAUACCGUUUUGUUUACAAAGGGUAAAUUAUUAUUUGAUCUAGUUAACUACCCAUAAUGCUCUCUCCAGAAGCUUGAUAAUGUCUUCCUGCAGUUGAUGGAAGUCCUUUUGUGUAAUAGUUAUUACAAGUUUUUAUGCUGUAUGAAGUCAAAUAUUUUGUAUUCACUAUAUCAUGGCUGCCUGGUUGUUUGGUAUGCACUCUGGGCUGUCAUUCAGUGCUCUUGAUGGUCCUGAGUUCAAACCCUGCCCGCUGCCAUCCCCUAUCAUCCUGUAAGAGGUUUGGACUGCAAUUACCUUCAACUCUGCCAUUAUCUUCAAUUCUGAAGGAACAUCUGAAACAUGUAAAAUAAAUUUUUUUUUUUUUACGAACAUGCCAUUUUAUGUUUUCAUGCCUUGCUCACUCUAUUUACCUUCCGGUCUGUUUACCUCUUUAUGUCUCUCUCUCUCUCUGUACUUAGACAUUUCAGAUUUCUGUUUAUGUAUAGAUAUAUAUUUCUUUCAUUUUUAGCAUUCACAAACAAACUUUGAACAUUUGUUUUGGAGGAUAUUUUUGUUUGUCUGAUUCAGCAGCAUGUAGAUACAUUGCAUUUAGUAUUUCAUUUUAUUAACUUGCAAAUUACCUAUGUCCACAUAACAAUGAAUUAAUGUUCUGUGACUUUACAAAAUCAGGCGUUUGGAAAGGUCAACAGCAAAAAAAAAACCCUGAUAAGUUACUUAUAACAGGGUCACUACUACUGAGCAGUAUCUGUUAGUCUCUAAUUAACUCGCAAGACUAGUUUGACUCAUGCAUACACGUUGGAUGUAAUUAACUUCUUUGAAGGAACAUUUGUAACUCAUGAGAAGCAGAAGAAGCAGUUUGUUUGAACUAAAUGUCAGGAGCUCAGAGACAUUGACUUGUUAAGUUUAAAUUGAAACUUUUUCAAGUGACUUAGGGUUUUUUUUUAUCACAUGCCACAAAUGUUGAUUGUUUUAUGAGUAGGCUGUGCUAUAAAAAAAAAGGAUCUUUGUUGGAUUGUUACUUUUUUUUGUAAAAAUUUCUUGGAAAAUCUGGUCACCAUAAUUCAAGUCAUAAUAUUACACAUUGACUGUCUAGGGGCUAUGCAUUGAAUUACACACUGACUGUCUUUUGGACUACAGAUUGACUAUACACACUGACUGUCUUUUGGACUACAGAUUGACUAUACACACUGACUGUCUUGGGACUACACAUUGACUAUACUCACUGACUGUCUUGGGACUACAGAUUGACUAUACACACUGACUGUUUUGGACUACAGAUUGACUAUACACACUGACUGUCUUGGGACUACACAUUGACUAUACACACUGACUGUUUUGGACUACAGAUUGACUAUACACACUGACUGUCUUGGGACUACACAUUGACUAUACACACUGACUGUCUUGGGACUACACAUUGACUAUACACACUUACUGUUUUGGACUACAGAUUGACUAUACACACUGACUGUCUUGGGACUACACAUUGACUAUACACACUGACUGUCUUGGGACUACACAUUGACUAUACACACUGACUGUCUUGGGACUACACAUUGACUAUACACACUGACUGUCUUGGGACUACACAUUGACUAUACACAAUUUUUAGGGCUUAUAUGUUAUAAAUAUUUACUGUGAUUGACUGAUAAUUUUUUUAUUUUUUUUUAACUGCAGUAUCUGCAAUCAAGGUGGUUCUAUAAUUAUUGUAUCUGUAAUCAAUGUGGUUCUUUAAUUAUUGUAUCUGCAAUCAAGGUGGUUCUAUAAUUAUUGUGUGUUAUAACCUCCAAUGUGAUGAUCACACAGAAACAACUAGACUCUAGACAAUGAUUGUGUGUUUAUAUUUCCAAACAGUGACAAUUUUUAUAUACAUUCAGACUUAAAAUACAAUUUCAACAUGCUAUGUACACUUGUGACAUUUUAAUUGCUGGUGUUCAAAAAUGACUUUAUAAAUGAUUUCAGUUGAUGUAGAUUUUUUUGGCUAGAUUCUAUUUAGACAUUUUUUGUCUGGCUGUAAUAUUUAUUGCUUGAAAUAAAUGUUUCAAUAGUCACAA
This is a messenger RNA of Biomphalaria glabrata, 5487 nucleotides long. Its product is annotated as DNA damage-regulated autophagy modulator protein 2-like. The record is from RefSeq and is a predicted model, not a curated record. Lineage: Eukaryota; Metazoa; Mollusca; Gastropoda; Planorbidae. Bases 168 to 971 code for a protein of 267 amino acids. The transcript has 7 exons.